Didymodactylos carnosus is the source of this 3946-nucleotide messenger RNA. Lineage: Eukaryota; Metazoa; Rotifera; Eurotatoria; Philodinida; Philodinidae. The record is from the annotation of a GenBank genome assembly.
AACUUUUUCUUUAAAUCGAAUAUUUAUAAUCAUAUCUAAGAUAUUAUUUUUGCUAACUAAAACUCUCAUUCAUAAUAAAUAGCUGAUACAUUUACGAGGACGCAUAUAUAUGAAGACCUAGCUAUCAGUCGGAAAGCUGUGAAUCGUUUGGAUUGGACAUGCUUUAGUUUUAUAAAAUUUUGUUUUUAAGAUUAGGUCGGUUUUAAUAGCUAACGCCUCAAAAAUACUAGAAAUUAUGGUGAUCCUGCGUGUUGCAGAAAGGUUAUAUCUGCUCAAGAUCUGUUAAAUUUCUUGAUCUCAGAGAAUGUUCAACAAUUCUUGAGAAGAUCUUGUCAAGUGUUUUUGAAAAUCUGCCUGCAAAAGUCUGCAUUCAUAUUUUGACAAGAUUUGGAAACUUUUCUGUAAUUAACAAAAUUUUUGCUAACAAAGAAAAUUUGGAAUCAUUUUGAUUACGACAUGUGUCAGAGGUUUGCCAAAAAUGUAAAUAUGGCAAGUUUGCAUUUUAUUUUAGUUACAAACUCUCUGUGGCCUUGUUUCUUCAUAACAGUUAUUAUGUACAAUGACACCGAGUAAAUCAUUAGAAGACUGAAGAAUAAAACUACAAUUUUGCACUCUUUCAGUUCGCACAAUUGCUCUAAGAUCAACUCUUCCAUCAAUUACGCAAUCCUCAAGUGAAAAUAUGUGGUCAAGUCCAAAAAUCCAUUCACAAUCGUCGAUCAUUCCUCAAGUCAAAAGCUACAAGAAUAAGGAAGAUAUUGAUCUUUCAUAUGAGAAGCUCAAAAGCGAAUUAAUCGAAAAAAACAAUCAAAACAAGCGCAAAAGAAUCGAAAACAUUGAUCCGUUGACACUGGGGCAUAUUAAAAAUUUACAGCCUACAACGUAUUUAAAACGUCGUCAGCUCAUAAGAGUGCAUCAAUCAUUAUCGUUUGAAGAUAAAGUAAAACUUUACCCAGAAUUCCUUAGUGAAGCAAUGGUAUACCACAUAUACGGACUUCUGAUAAUUUCCAAUUAUUGCUUUGCUCGAAUACGAUUUGCUUUAAUUAGAUCCUCCACAAUCUAUUUACAAGAAAGUCAAGAAGUGAAUAAAGCAGCAAUCCGAAUAGCGAUUGAUCAGUUGAUUUCGUCAUACAAAAUGUGCGAAAGAGAUAAUGUAAGUAUUUAAACCUAAUCUGCAUUACCGAAGCUUUGCCAAUGAAGUUUUUCUCUGCCAUAGCAAAAUGAGACUGAUUUAGCGGCUUUACAUCGAUACUAUCAAGAAAAAAAAUUAAAGUCACUCAUUCUACAAGGAAUAAGAUGGGUAUGCGAAUAUCAGAGUCAGUUCGAAGAAUAAAUUGUGUGACCAUAAAUAACCGUCUAUCACCUAAUGAAAUAGAUGUUUUUCUGUUGAUCCAAUGUUGUUGUGUUGCUCUAAGAUGUUUUGAUUGAAUCGAUGUUUUUGGUUAUAGUUCUUUUGUUCAAAUUUAGUUUCUUUUACUCACAUAUUUUCUAUCGUCCAUAAAUUUCAUUUGAUCAAAUCCCUAAACGUUUUAGUUCUGCUCUGCUGUUGUUUCUUUCAUUUCUUUUAUUAUUUCAUUUCAUAUUUCUUUGAUUCAAGUAUAUUGAUAACAAAUAGAGUUGAGAGACACUAGAAUUAUUGUACGCACAAACGGUUUUUGUUUUCUUUCCAUACGCAUUAGAGUACAUAUUUCCUCGUCUAUGAUGGCUUAACGCCAUAUAUGAUUUUAGCGAAUGAUCUAGUAUCUGAUCACGUUAAUUUAACACGAGAGAACAUACAGAUAUUGUACCUGUGUUAAUACUUAACGCUUGAAAAUAGAUAUACGCCUCAAGUCAUUUAGUCACGAUUCUUACUUUCGACAUAUAGCUGUAAAUAUGCAUUAAUUAUUAACACAGGUACAAUAUCUUUUGAAUCUCCUUCGUCUCAUUUAUGUAGAUGCGUUUAUUACGCCCUUCAGAACUACGUUUAAUGAUGUCAUAUAGAAUGUAUGAUACUUUGAUGUGAAAAAAAAGCAUAGGAAAAAACCAAGCUACCAUUAUCCUAAUGUAACAUUUAACAAGUACGCCAUAUAUGAUAGUUCCAAAGGGCAUAUUAAAUGCAUCUACAUAAAUGAGACGAAGCAGAUUCAAAAGAUAUUGUACCUUCAAAAGAUAUUCAAUACUUAAGCAGAUAAUCAUGGCUUGUGAAUUUAUGCAUAUAUUACAACUAUAUGUUGAAAGUAGAAAUCCUGACUUAACGAUUUAACCUUGGGGCACAUCUAGUUUCAGUAGUAAUAGGUCAAUGAAAUUGAUAAUUAAAAACAUUAAAACCAGUUCCUCCUAAGAAAAAAAGAAGUCAUGAUUAUCUAAACAGUGUACAAAAGUGAAUCAGUUUGUGAAUGGAGAACAUAGUAGCUAAUGUUCUAUGGGUUAAUUUACUCUAAGUCUUCCUAGUGACCUAAAGAUAUUUUCAAGAUAUUUUACUGUAUAAACGAUACUGUGAGAUAUUUAUUCAUCUUCUUUGUUUUUAUAAUCAUUGAUCAAUUUGGUAAUAUACAGAGAUGGGCGAGUAUGAGUAUACUCGAGUACAAAAUUUCUAGUACUCAUACUCGUAGUGGUACUCGACCCUCACUACUCGUACUCUUACUCAAAAAUCCGUGUACUCGCCCGUCUCUGGUAACAUAUUUGUUCUUUUUAGCCCGUUUCUUUCGAUAGACCACAAAUUUUCAAAGUUAACUUCGAGCGCGUUCAUAUCUAAACCUUUAAUACACCACUAAGAUUUUGACAUUUCCUCUAAAAUUGUGCUGGUUGCUGCCUUUAGUAUUCUCAAAGAUUUCGGCUUGCUAACAGCUUGCCGGUUUGAAUUUAUGUUCUACAGUUGCAUUUCUAAGUUCAAACAGAAAAAUUGUGUAGAGAGUCAGAUGUUUCCCCACAGAAUUGGUGUUACCUCCGUUUCUCCAAUAGACCUAUAUUGUUGGUUACUGAGCUCAUUUAUGAUUGGGGGGAUUGAAGUUAAAUGAUGUCAAAAACAUGAGUUACCGCCGAGUUAACUUUUCGACCAAUCAUCUUUCUUAACACUGAGUUAAUGUCUCCACAUUGUAAAUUCAUGCAUCACAUAAGUGGAUGAGAAUCAUUCACCUAUAGGGUGGAAUCAUCCAUACAAGUGGAUGGCGUGUUGAUGCCAUCCACUUUAGUAGAGAAGAUGAUGAACUAAAGUGGAUGACAGACUCUUCAGCAAGAAUAGUAGAUGGGUAUAAUAUAAGCGCAAGUUGAUCGAUCAGUAUUGAUCUUUUUGAUUUUGUUUGUUUUAACAUAUCUCUCUAGUGCUUUAUUUUCUUUCCUACAAGUAAAUAUUCUCGAAUUUAAAAUGUAAUUUAACAGUUGUUGGAUUUGUUCUCGGGUUACCCUUGUUUGUAUGUUCUUCGCAUGUUUUUGCACGAAUCUUUUGUUUGGUGCAGGUGCGGGAGAUGUCAGCUAUCGAAUUUCAUUGGCCGGUUGUCCAUAUCUAAAAAAAUAUCUGAUUCAUCUUACCUCCACUCAUGGUAUAAAUAAACAUUUUAUUGUUUCAUGCCCUUUAUGUAACUCCACAUUUUCAAGCGCACGUAGUUUUUCAAUACACAUCAGUAGUCGUCACGAAAGGCGUUUAAACGAUGAUGUUGAUAAAACUGAUAGUGAUGUUCAGAACGGAUCAGUGGAACUGUUAGAUAAUUUGAUUAACGAUCGCACGCUAUUUAACGAAAUGGAAGAAAAAGCAGGAGAAGUGGAAGAAGGGGAAGAUCAACAACAAGAGGAGCACGCACAACAAAACAACGAUUCUAAUACGUCAUUUAUUAAAAGAAUUUUACAUUUGCUUUUCACAUUGCAAUCCCUGUAUUGUGUAUCAGAAGCUGCAAUUAGUUAUGUUGCAAUGAAUUUAGCCGGCAUUCUAGAAUGGAUAUUAAAUCAUAACGAUGUGAGUUUAAAGCGAACAUAG